Messenger RNA from Oncorhynchus kisutch (coho salmon), 1000 nucleotides. Its product is annotated as LHFPL tetraspan subfamily member 6 protein. Gene Ontology annotation, cellular component: membrane. Lineage: Eukaryota; Metazoa; Chordata; Actinopteri; Salmoniformes; Salmonidae. The record is from RefSeq and is a predicted model, not a curated record.
CCUGGAUGGACGUUGGUGUGAUUGAUGUUCCCCUCUAGAGCGUGUUUCAGACUCUCCGCUCACAGCAGUCUGAAUGUGUAUCCGCGGCUGGCGUCAGCUCCAACUCGCAGCGUUGCUCUUUCACUGCUCACAGCAAGAUAACAUAUUUGGGGAUCUCUAUUGCCAACUACUACAUUGCUCAUCAACGCUGAAAGUUACAGCAUUUUUUUUUACCGAUACCAUUACCUAUUUUGGGGAUAAUUAUUUAGGGAUUUUUUUUGUUUGUCGAUCUGUGAAGUUAGUUUCAGUUUUCGGUUUUCUCCGCGAUUGGGAUAUUAAGACCAGAAGACUAAUCUAACAACCAAGUCGUUCAUCAUGGGACAGAAGUCAGUCAGUACGAGGGGAGAGACAGAGACAUGCUGGUAGUCUGUGGUGGAGUCAAGAGCACAACAAAAGCUAAAUCUCCUUUUUUUUGUCUAUUCUGGCAACUUAGUCUUCUAGUUAUAUAAUAGUGAACUUUUUACCCAUCAAUCGCCAUGGCCUCCAGCCUGACCUGUGCCGGUGUAAUCUGGACCCUCCUCUCCCUGCUCUGUGCCGCGGCCUCCUGUGUCGGCUUCUUCAUGCCUUACUGGCUGCUCGGUUCCCAGAUGGACAAGCCGGUCUCGUUCGGCACCUUCCGACGGUGCUCGUACCCGGUGCGCGACGAGGAGAGCCAGGCCACAGUGAUCCUGGAGCAGUGUGGGCGUUAUGCUUCCUUCCAGGGGAUACCUAGUCUGGAGUGGAGGAUCUGUACGGUGGUGACGGGGGUGGGCUGUGGUCUGCUGCUCCUGGUGGCCCUCACAGCCCUCAUGGGAUGUUGCAUCUCUGAUCUCAUCUCCAGGACCAUCGGACGUGUGGCCGGGGGAAUACAGUUCGUUGGAGGUCUGCUGAUAGGGUCUGGCUGUGCUCUCUACCCCGCUGGGCUGGGACAGUGAGGAGGUCCGACAGACCUGCAACAACACCUCCGACCAGUUUGAACUGG